UGUCACUACACCUCGUUCCCCACAACUCUCCCCCUCCUUUCUCUUCUUAACCCAUACCAAACACACACACACACACAGCGAGGGUUAAUAACAGUAAGACGGUAUAGUCCCUGACAAACUGAAAAUCCUUACCGUAGUUUUAUAUGGUGAUCUCAGUGUGUGUGAGAACAAUGCCAUAGUAUGUCACAAGUUUUUAAGUAGCAUGUGCAAUAAAAGUCUGAGUGCUGUUGAGACAAGUUCAGUUCGCAUUCUUGAGUGUAUGCUCACUGGUGGAUAGUAUCAUGGAUGAGCUACAGAACCGACAGCAGUCUCAUCAUGCUGAAGAUGGAGGACAACUUUCCUCUAGUACUGGUAUUAAUAUGAGCAUAAGUGGGACUCCGCCCAGAGUAUUGAUCAUUCAAGCAGAAGGUACAAGAUCAUAUGGCGCUAUUACAGAGAAUAGCCCCCGACGUUCCCAGCCAAUCAACCUCCACCAAGACCAUGGUCAUACCUGUAAGAGCAGAAAGAGCCAAACACCAAGGAAUUUGUUUUGCUGCCUCUGUGGCAGUCAUGUCACAAUUUGCAACUAAGAGAUUUUCAGGAUUAUAAUGAUUAUUUAUCAUCACGAUCAUUAUGCUGACUACAUGCUCUAUCAAUGAUAAUUGGCUUGUUAAAAUAUUCGUUGAUGGGACAAAUUUUGACUUUGCCCCAGCAUGGCCCAACCCCCUGUGAUUUCGUGCAUAAUUUGUGUACGGCACAGCCCAAACUUGUCCACCCACACAUAAACGAUCACAGCAAACAAACAAUGCUGUUGUGUGUUAAUUCAUU
Molecule: messenger RNA, 807 nt
Organism: Geodia barretti
Lineage: Eukaryota; Metazoa; Porifera; Demospongiae; Tetractinellida; Geodiidae
Source: the annotation of a GenBank genome assembly